Molecule: messenger RNA, 631 nt
Organism: Oppiella nova
Lineage: Eukaryota; Metazoa; Arthropoda; Arachnida; Sarcoptiformes; Oppiidae
Source: the annotation of a GenBank genome assembly
ACCGAUAAGCAUGUGGUGACCGGUCUGUGGAGGUAUGACUACGACGGGCCGGUGCUGUCGUGUAGACUGUUUACGGAUCAGUCGGCGUCCGUAUUAAGAGAUAAUGAGUUCAAACGCAAACUCCGAGCCGCUAUGGAUGCGCCGGACGUGGUGGUGGACACCAGUGUUCACCUGUUGGUCACCAAUUCCAUCGAGUCAUCCGUGGUAUACAGAGAUGUCUUAGCGAACGGUCUGAAUAAGAGACUGGUUUUGCCGGCGAGUAAGCGGUGCGACGCCACCGUCACCUCAUGCGUGGCCGACAUCGAUAUGGACGCCACCAAUGAGAUAGCGAUCGGCACUUACGGACACGAAUUAAUUGUUUACAAAUACAAUACGGAAAGCGAUUCAUACGAGUUGUUGUGGGAGAGGCUGUUCGCCCACCCCUUACAGUCGAUCGCAUACAUAGACCUGACGGGUGAUGGCCUCAAAGAGCUCAUUGUGCUGACGGUUAAGGGCUUACAUGUAAUGCAACACCACUUGGAAAAUACGGUCCAAUUGUGUCACAAACGGGUGAAGCGAUUGCUUCAAAGUUUAGCGAUUAGUGAGUAAUUGAUAAUUAAAACGAAAUAAUAAUUAAUUGUAUAAAAAGUGU